AUGAAGUUAAAGGAAUUAGCAUGUAAAAAACCAACAGAAGAAAAAAGUAGUGGUAAAUUAAUACCUGUAUCAUAUCGUACAAUUAAAGCAUUUGAACCAGCUACUCAUCGAUAUAUUACUUAUGAUAUUUAUAUGAAUGAUCAUUUAAAAAAUAUUUUGAUAGGAAUAUUAAAUCAAAAACUGAAGGCACUACUUGCUGAUACAUAUUCAGAAUUAGAUAAAGCUGCAGUAGCUUUUGACGCAAACACAUCUAAAAAAUCAGAUAAAGAACUCGAAGAUGACGAACAUAAUAUAAAAAGACUUGAAUAUUUUAUACAUAUGAUAACCUAUUAUAUGGAUAAAAAUAUACAAAACCAACAAGAAACAUCAAAUAAUGGUAUUAAAGAUCCUGGAGAUUGUUAUGUAGGAGACGACGAAGAAUGUUAUGAAGAAAAUCUUCAGGCUUCUUCUCAUCCAAAUCCAACAACCUUUACAUUUAGUCAUAAUGAUAUUUCUGAUAUGCAAAAGCAACUUGCACAAAUAAUGUAUAAUCCCGUUAAACUUCGUGAAGUAACGGAUAGUUUUGUUGUACAAAGCAUAAUAACAAAUCCUGAUUUAUUAUGUUCGAUAUUACUUCGUAAUCCUUAUUUAUUACGUUCAUUGUUGCUUAGUAAACCAACAGCAUUACAAGCAUUUAUGCGUAAUCAUGGUUGUGUUUUAAGUAAUCAUGAAGGCAUGCCAUGUGCUUUCAAUGCUUUACAAUGUACUUAUCAUAAUGUACAAGAAUCAAUUUAUUCAGCAGCAGGAGCACAAUUUGGUAAUAAUUCAUUUGCACAAUUAUUUAAUGGUAAUGGGAAAAAUACAACAAUACCACUUACGGAAAAUACUGAUCCAUUACCAAAUCCUUGGGUACGUCGUGGUACUUGUACAUCAGCUGCACGUCCUCAUCAAACAGAACAACAACCUAUUGGGUCAACAAAUACUCAACCACAACAACAACAACAAGCAGUUGCAACAACUCUAACUGAUAUUGCUAGUAGUUCAGUUGGUUUAAUAUCUGCAAUGAUGCAAAAUAAUAUGUCACAAUUAGUUCAAAAUCAUUAUUUAAUUGAAAACGUUUUUAAUGCACCAUAUAUGCAACCAUUAAUGGUUUUACUUGCAGUUAAUUCUGAUACAUCAAGACAAAUGGUUGCUAAUAAUUAUGAAUUACGUGAACAAAUGUUUAAUGCUUUAACAGCUAUGAUGGAACAAAUGAGAAAUCCUGAAAUACAAGCAUUAAUGCAAAAUCGAGAAGCACUUGAAGCUAUUAAACAAGUACAAGAAGGACUUCAACGAUUACAUGCAGCAGCAUCGAAUCUAUUUCCAGCUGGUAGUCUAUUAGUUAAUCUUCAUAUUGGUCCAACUAGUUUAUCUUCACUAGUUAAUACUGAACCCUACUCAUCAUCAAUUUCUCAAUCUACUGCAUCUGAUUCAAUAGCUGCUGGUAAUACAUCAUCAUUAAAUGAUCCAAAUAAUUAUACAGGUGUAUUUGCCCAAAUGUUGAACACGAUGUCAAAUCAAAAUAUUGAUGAACCACCAGAUCAACGUUAUGCUGUCCAAUUAGGACAACUUAUUCCAAUGGGUUUUACUAAUCGUGAAGCGAAUUUACAAGCUCUAACAGCAACAAUGGGAGAUGUAAAUGCAGCUAUUGAAUGGCUUUUAUCUCAAAUAUAA
This is a messenger RNA of Rotaria sp. Silwood2, 1692 nucleotides long. Lineage: Eukaryota; Metazoa; Rotifera; Eurotatoria; Philodinida; Philodinidae. The record is from the annotation of a GenBank genome assembly.